Molecule: messenger RNA, 1455 nt
Organism: Aspergillus glaucus CBS 516.65
Lineage: Eukaryota; Fungi; Ascomycota; Eurotiomycetes; Eurotiales; Aspergillaceae
Exons: 3
Coding region: 1-1455 (484 amino acids)
Source: RefSeq, a predicted model, not a curated record
AUGAAUCUGCUGAAUUUGCCAGCGGAGAUUCUGGAGGAUAUUGCCAAAGAGGUAAGGCGUACGAAUAGCCUGGCGCCGUUGGCCCUGACUUGCUCCGCUCUUCACGCACUGGUUAUUCCUAUCCUCUACUCUCGGUUUGAAAUCGUAUGGCCACAAUACUCUAUGGAUUAUUCCAAGACUGAGAAAGCUCUCCAAUACGGCCUGAGAACAUUGGUUAUGGGCAAGAAUUUCUUUCAGUCAGAUACAACUUGUUCCUAUCAGCAGUCUACCCUACAGAAGCCUGCACCCACCACCACCGACAACUACAACAACAACCCCAAGGAGAAAGUUCGACGAGGAAACAAUUAUGCAAAGUAUACGCGCAAGUUCUUGCUAGAAUUUCACUGGCCAAGAUACUAUCGGGAUUCGGGGGAGAAUAACGGUACAUUGAUCGCCUUGGCAGUCGCUAGGAUGAUUCAUCUGGAAACUUUUAGUCUGACAGUACUUGAUAUUGACGAGCCUUUUUAUCUGGAAGAGAUGACUGGAUUGAUAGAGCAGUCGCGAAAUCAGCUCAGGGAGCUGCGCAUCGGUAUCGCUUCCCAGGCCAACAAUGAGGGUUGGACGAGGCCAUCGGACACUAUACCACUGAAUUCGUCUACGGAUUGGCCCAAACCUGGUGGCGUCCUAGAAAUCCUCACUGGAUUGUUCAAAAACGCUGCAUCUGCCGUGGCCGGUAGCACUGUUGAGAACCAGACUUCGCACGAUGAUACAUCUUCGAGAGAGGAAGUUCCCAUGCAUCAUGUCCAGCCAGCAGACACCGGAUUGUCAAACCAAGCUGCGGGUAAUUUGCAGUCAUCAGACAACCAGUCGAUCAAUCUGCGGGGAAGUAGUCAUGCUUUCCUUGAGCUCGAUGUCCUGGAGCUAGAGCGGGCUACCAUGUCUAUCCCAAUCAUGAUGCGGGUUAUGGAAUGGACUGAUCUAACUACGCUUACCAUUCUAGACUGUGGAGAGCAUGAACAGUUCUGGCGAGCUCUCCAUGAUCAGUAUAUUCCAUGUACGACCAGAGACUCUGCAGCCAAGAACGCAGACCAGAAAGGAAGCUGUAUUGGUACAGAGACACCCGACUUCUUCCCUUUGAGGAUAAAACAUCUCCACACAGAUGCUGUUUCUCGAUCUUUAAUCUUGUUCAUAAAAGAGGCUGUUGCACCGAACACCCUUGAAAGUGCGUUUUUACAUGAGGCUCCGUCUUAUUAUGAGUCUCCAGUUAGCAUUGACAGCAUCUACCGAAAUGUUCUUCGUAGACAUCAUUCAAGCCUGAAAAGGAUCCUUGUCUAUGUUGCUGGUUACUUGGAAGAUGAUUCAUCACAUUUGCGCAAAUGGAAUUUCAACCGGGUUAUACUCUCAUUCAUGAGUAGAAAGAUGCCACAGCUUCUUGAGCUUUCCAUGGGAAUUGAUAGAAGCGAUUAUGUCAGUUGA